AAACCACAGACAAAGUCUAUCAACAUGUUCACAUGCUCUCUCUUCCUUUUUAAAAAAAAACGUAUUUGACUUCAAUGCAGCAGCCAGACGGCAGUUUGACUGGACUUCAAUGUUGUUUGCAGGUCCUAAUAUUCUUCAAACCUUCAGAAACAGAUGUCACUUUGGUGAACAAUGUCAAAGGUGCGCCUCUUUAACACUCUGGAGGACUUGAAAGAAGAUGAUUUCAAGAAGUUCAAGUGGCACCUCUGCAGUAACCCCAAGGGCAUCAAAGUGUGCCGUCUGGAGAAAGCAGACAGGCAGGACACAGUGGAUGUGAUGGUGCAGACCUAUGGCUUUUCUGAAGCUCUGAAAGUGGCCCACGAGGUUUUAGAGAAGCUCAAAAUGAGAGAUCUGGCACAGAAUUUGCCAUGUAAAGAUGUGACAUUGCAAGUAUCAGAGCCUCUGCAGCCAAUCACCUAUUACCAACAAAAGCUACAAUCAAACCUCCAGGACAAGUUUAUGUGUGCACAAGAAGGGUGGACUAAAAAGAAGGAUGAGCAACCACUGGAUGAUAUCUACACAGAGGUGUACAUAACAGUGGGGGGCGAAGUACACAUCAGCCAACAGCAUGAGGUCAUGCAAAUUGAGAUGGCAGGAAAGCAAGCAGGAACAGAGAAACCAAUUAAACCCAGUGACAUGUUCAAACCUCCUUCUGGGAAAUACAGAGCCAUAAGAACAGUGCUGACCAGUGGAAUCGCAGGAAUUGGCAAAACGUUUCUAGUGCGCAAGUUUGUGUUGGACUGGGUUGAAGGGAGAGCCAAUAAAGAUGUGGAUCUUAUAUUCCCUUUUACCUUCCGUCAGCUGAAUUUACUGAAGGGGAAAAAGUUUUGUUUGGCAGAGCUCAUUCACACCUGUAUCAGAGAGACCAAAGACAUCAAGAACGAGGCUCUCAAUGACAUCUUCAAAAAAUUACAGGCAUCAGGAAACACCAACUUUGACAAGAGUGAAUUCAAACUUCUGUUUGUUUUGGAUGGACUGGACGAGAGCCAUCUUCAACUAGAAUGCUCCACCAAUGAAAAACCAGAAGUUGACUUUGAUGUGACAACGUCAGACUCAGUGGACGUGCUGCUGACAAACCUCAUCAGGAAAAAUCUGCUUCCCUCUGCUCGCCUCUGGAUAACCACUCGACCAACAGCAGCCAGUCAGAUUCAUUCGGACUUUAUUGACAUCAUGACAGAGGUGAGAGGGUUCACCGAUCCACAGAAGGAGGGGUACUUCAGGAAGAGAUUCAGAGAGGAGGAGCAGGCUAGCAGAAUCAUCUCUCACAUCAAGUCAUCACGAAGCAUCCACAUCAUGUGCCACAUCCCAGUCUUCUGCUGGAUCACUGCGACCGUACUGGAGGAUGUGUUGAAGACCAGUGAGGGAAGAGAACUGCCCACGACCCUGACUGAGAUGUACACAGAAUUCUUGGUGUUCCAGAUUGAUCAGGCAAAAAGUAAUUUUAAAAACGACAAUUGUAUUCAGCACUUUCAGUCAUUAGCAAAAUUAGCUUUUCAUCAACUGGAAAAAGGCAACCUGAUCUUCUAUGAGAAAGACCUCAAAGAAAGUGGCAUUGAAGUCAGUGGAGCCUCAAUGUACUCAGGAGUGUUCACAGAGAUCUUUAAAGAAGAGCAUGGGAAGAUGAAGGAUGAGGACAAGAUGUUCAGCUUUGUCCAUCUGAGUGUUCAGGAGUUUCUGGCUGCUCUUCAUGUGGAGAUGUCACUCAUCAAUGGCAACAGAAAUGUAAUGUCUGAGCCGGAGGAAGCCUUCAAAAGACUGUGGCUACUUUUCACCCGAGCAUCUACAACAGAGGUCCACAGGGUUGCUAUCGACAAAGCCUUGCAGAGUCCAAAUGGACACCUGGACUUGUUCCUCCGCUUCCUCCUGGGUCUUUCAGUGCAGACAAAACACACUCUUCUACGAGGCCUUCUGACAAAGAAAAGAAGCAGCUCAGAGACCAGUAAGGAAACAGCUGAGUACAUCAAGAAGAAGAUCAACAAGAAUCCUUCUCCAGAGAGAAUCAUCAAUCUCUUCCACUGUCUGAAUGAGCUGAAUCAUCAUUCUCUAGAAAAGGAGAUCCAACAGUAUCUGCAUUCAGGGAGUCUCUCCGCCGUCAAACUCUCUCCUGCUCAUUGGUCAGCUUUGGCCUUCAUCUUACUGUCAUCAGAAAAAGACCUGGAUGUGUUCGAUCUGAAGAAAUACUCCGCUUCAGAGGAUGCUCUUCUGAAGCUGCUGCCAGUGGUCAAAGCCUCCAACAGAGCUCUGCUACGUGGCUGUAACCUGUCAGGGAGAAGCUGUGAAGUUCUGGCACCAGUACUCAGCUCCCAGUCUUCCAGUCUGAGAGAGUUGGACCUGAGUUUCAACAACCUGCAGGAUUCAGGAGUGAAGCUGCUCUGUGCUGGACUCGAGAGUCCACACUGUAGACUGGAGGCUCUCAGGCUGACUGGCUGUAAAGUGUCAUGGGGAAGCUGUGAAGCUCUGGCCACAAUUCUCAGCUCCCAGUCCUCUAAUCUGAGAGAGCUCGACCUGAGUAACAACGAUCUGCAGGAUUCAGGAGUGAAGCUACUCUCUUCUGGACUGGAGAGUCCACACUGUACACUGGACACUCUCAGGCUGUCAGGCUGUCAGGUCUCAAAGGAAGGCUGUGCUGCUCUGGCCUUGGCUCUGAGCUCCAACCCCUCCUAUCUGAGGGAGCUGGACCUGAGCUACAAUCAUCCAGGAGACUCUGGGAGGAAGCUGCUAUCUGCUGGACUCAAGAAUCCACAGUGGGGACUGAGCACCCUCAGGGUGGAUGACUGUGGAGAGCAGAGGCUGAAACCUGGUGUCAGGAAGUUGUUUGUGAUUUUGUACUUGUUCUCAGAUGCCUGUGAACUCACACUGGACCCAAACACCGUAAACAGAAACCUCAAGCUGUCUAACAACAACAGGAAGGCGACCUGGGUGGACGAGGAGCAGUUAUAUCCUGAUCACCCAGAGAGAUUCUCCCACAGCUACCAGCUGCUGUGUAGCAAUGGUCUGACUGGUCGCUGUUACUGGGAGGUGAAUUGGAACGGAGACGCCGUUAUAUCGGUGGCGUACAGAGGCAUCAACAGGAGAGGAGAUGGCGACGACGGCAGGUUUGGAAAGAACGUGCAAUCCUGGAGCCUGGAGUGCUCCGAAGUUAACUGCUACUCCGUUUGCCACGAUAACAAAAGAACAGACAUCGUUCUUCCCCACACCUUGUUUCACAGAGUAGCAGUGUAUCUGGACUGGCCUGCUGGAAUUCUGUCCUUCUACAGAGUCACCUUAGACAAGCACAUCCAUCUCCACACCUUCACUACCACUUUCACUGAACCCCUCUACCCUGGGUUUGGGUUGUGGUUCCUCUGCGGGUUUCCUUCCUCAGUGGCUCUGUGUGAGCUGUAAAUGAAAUAUCAUUUCCAUUUCCAUUUCCAGAUAACGUCGCUAUCUAGAAAGUAAAUGUUGUUGCAGGGUGAUUAAAAAUCGUAUUUGACAAAUUUAUAAUUCACUUUCCAAAUCAAACCUACGCCCGUGGCUGCUGUUGACAAACUGGUUUAAUCUGCACAGGCCUUCUCAAACACUGGUUUAAUGGAAGCAGAAUCUGAGUGGACUUUUUUUUUUUUUUUUUUUUACUGUUAAUGAAGUUAUGUUGAAAAUGUGGAAGGAAAAAGGCCACAAGGCAGCACUCUGCCUUGUGCACACAAACUAGAGUUAUUGUGUUAAAAAGCAAACGUAUGGACUGGAAUUUAAAGUAUUCUGUGAACACCAAGAUUAAACUAACCUCAGCCAGUACUGAAGAAGUAUUCUGAUCCUUUGUUUAAUGGCAUAAUAUGUGCAAUUUCUGCAUUAAGAUGUCUUAAAAAAAAAAAACUAGAUCUCUGUUAUAUAUUUUAUUGAGUUGUAAACUGUGUUGAAACCCAGAGAAAUAUGUCAUUUUACUCAAGGUAUGUUUCAUUCGGUCGCCUGUCAGUGCCAUAAUGUCUACUCCCUGUACUUCCGGGGAAAUACAUGACCGAGGAAGAGUGGUGAAUAACUUAAAAUGUGGGGCUUUUUUGGCUUUAAUCGCUAGGACUGCUAAAGAUGGACAGAAAAGGAGAGAGAGUCAGACUCAGACCUACAGCUGCUGCAGCAAGGACUCAGCCUUGGUACAUGAGCUACCGGAACGCUUCACGUGAAUAAAAAUUUGAUAAUAUUUUGUUAUUUGUUAUUUCUGUACAUAAAUGUAGAAUCUAAGACUAAACCCAGUUUGAACCAUUGGAAGAGUGGGUUACAACUCUUGAGUAUGUGUUUUUGGGACUUUUAUUGCCUUUUUUUUGUCAGACAUGUAGCAAAGGUUGGAAUCAAACUUGAAAAAGACAAGAAAAGCUUUAAGUUCUUUUAAUUACUAGAUAUGUUUAGGUUAAUUUGAAAUGGCCCCUAUUUUUUUCCUUUUCAGAUAUGAUUAUUUGCUGGAUGUAUUUUUACUUUAAUUGCUUUCUGUCAGUUUUAUAUUUGGUUUUUGCUCAACCUGAAACAGAAGAUUGUUGUUGAACAAGACAUGGAAAUGUACUUUUUUGUCAUAUUCUCCAAAAAGAAAUACAUUCUUUGAUAGAUUA
This is a messenger RNA of Dicentrarchus labrax (European seabass), 4613 nucleotides long. Its product is annotated as NACHT, LRR and PYD domains-containing protein 12-like. The record is from RefSeq and is a predicted model, not a curated record. Bases 172 to 3423 code for a protein of 1083 amino acids. Gene Ontology annotation, molecular function: protein binding. Lineage: Eukaryota; Metazoa; Chordata; Actinopteri; Moronidae. The transcript has 8 exons.